This is a messenger RNA of Osmerus eperlanus (European smelt), 5871 nucleotides long. RefSeq names its product sorting nexin 13 (gene snx13). NCBI's taxonomy places the organism in Eukaryota, Metazoa, Chordata, Actinopteri, Osmeriformes, Osmeridae. The transcript has 26 exons. Gene Ontology annotation, molecular function: phosphatidylinositol binding. Gene Ontology annotation, cellular component: early endosome. The record is from RefSeq and is a predicted model, not a curated record. The coding region runs from base 250 to 3189 and encodes 979 amino acids.
GCUAGCCUCGUAUUUAGCCUGCCUAGCCUCGCAGCUAGCUAGUUAGCUAGAUAACAUCAAAUCACAGGUAAACACAGGACGGCGCAGACAGCUUUUCUGUUUUCUAAAAAAGCAUCUGCUAAAUGCCUGUCAGUCGAGGAUUACACGGCUAAUACGAUGAGCUUAGUCUCUACCGUCAACGCCGUACUUGAUUUAGCUCGCUUGUUAGCACUACUAGUUUAAUAAGAAACGUUAUGUGUUUCGAUUAUUAUGAGUAACAUUGCUGACAGAAGAAAAUCUUUAUGGCUUCAACACAUUAUUCAGGCCAGUCUGUCCAUCUGGGGAUGGGGGGGUCUUGGAGUCGUGCUUUUCCUCAUCACCUUUGGACCCUUUGCUAUAUUUUAUCUGGCCUUCUACAUCUUCUGCUUCGUCGGAGGGGGUUUUGCCGUCACGCUGUUGUACGGGAGGACCAACUCAGAGAAACACCUGGAGACGUGCGAGCACUCUUACCUGCCGCCCACGGCAACGGGUAUCCUGAAGACGCUGGAUGAGAUGAAGCUGGAGCAGAAGCCCAUCAAGAUCGACCGGAGGCUGACCGGCUCGAACUUCAUAGACGAGCCACUGCAGCAGGUCAUCCAGUUUGCGUUGAGGGACUAUAUCCAGUACUGGUACUACACUCUGAGCGAGGACGACUCUUUCCUACUGGAGAUCAGACAGACCCUCCAGAAUGCACUCGUCCAGUUCUCCACACGGUCCAAAGAGGUGGACUGGCAGCCUUACUUCACCACUCGUCUGGUGGACGACUUCGCCACUCACCUGCGAGUCUUCAGGAAGGCCCAGGACAGGCUGGGAGAGAGGGAGGACAACAAGCAUAGAGAUGUAUCUGAAGAGCUGGUGGACUCGUUCUUCGAGGCCGAGGUGGAGAUGGAGAGGAAGAUCUGUCGAGACGUGGUGUGCACCUCUCACAAAGACGAGGAGGGUUUCCUGAGGGACCUGUGUGAGGUGCUGCUGUAUCUGUUACUACCUCCUGGAGACUUUCACAACAAGAACAUGAGGUACUUCCUUAGGGAGGUCCUGGCUCGAGGGGUGCUACUUCCUUUGAUCAACCAGCUCAGCGACCCAGACUACAUCAACCAGUUUGUCAUCUGGAUGAUCAGAGACUCAAGCUGUAACUACGAGGCCUUCAUGAACAUUCUGAAGCUGACAGACAGAGUGGCCGAACUGGAAGCGGUCAAAGACAAGGCCCUGGAGGAACUCCAGUACCUGCGCUCGCUGGACACGGCGGGAGAUGACAUCAACGUGAUAAAGAAUCAGAUCAACAGUCUGCUGUUUGUGAAGAAAGUGUGUGAGACCAGGAUCCAGAGGCUCCAGUCAGGCAAGGAGGUGGAUGCCUUGAAACUGGCGGCCAACUUCGGCAAGCUGUGCAUCAUACCUCUGGAGCACAUCCUAGUGCACAACAUCGCCCUGCAGUUCUUCAUGGACUACAUGCAGGCAGCGGGGGCCCAGGCGGAGCUGUUCUUCUGGCUGACGGUGGAGGGCUACCGGGUGACUGCCCAGCAGCAGCUGGAGGUGAUGGAGGCCCUGCAGAAGGACGGCAGGAAGCAGGCGGGGGCCACCAAAGGCCUGCUGAAGGCCGCAGCGCUGGGCGUGUUCGAGCAGUACCUCUCUGACAAGGCCUCCCCCAGGGUCCAGGUGGACGAGGCCAGUGUGGUGAGGCUGGGGGAGAAGCUGCAGAAGGAAGACCCCACGCCAGAAAUAUUUGACGACAUCCAAAGAAAGGUGUAUGACAUGAUGCUGCGUGAUGAGAGGUACUACCCCUCCUUCAGACAGAGUCCUCUGUACGUGCGCAUGCUGGCUGAGCUGGACAUGCUGAAGGAGCCCAGCUUCAGAGGUUCAGACGACGGGGACGGAGAAUCAUUCAACGGUUCUCCGACAGGAAGCAUAAAUCUGUCUCUGGACGACCUGUCAAACUCCUGCCAUGACGAUACUAUGCAGCUACAUGCCUUCAUCUCUGAUACAGCUGAUGCUUCUCUCCCCCUCCUGCUGGGCGCAGGGGUGUGUAACGACCACGGUAAGACCUACGCGCUGUACGCCAUCACCGUGUUCCGCCGCAGCCAAGACGGCAGCGAGGACUGCUGGAAGACCUACCGCCGCUACUCUGACUUCCACGACUUCCACAUGAGGAUCACGGAACAGUUCGAGAACCUGACCUCUAUCCUCAAACUUCCGGGGAAAAAGACUUUCAAUAACAUGGACAGAGAAUUCCUGGAGAAGAGGAAAAAAGACCUCAAUACAUACUUACAGUUGCUGCUGAACCCAGAGAUGGUGAAGGCCUGCCCCACUAUUGUUCCGUACGUGUAUGAUUUCCUGGAGAACAAGGCCUACAGCAAGGGCAAGGGAGACUUUGCACGCAAGAUGGACACGUUUGUGAACCCGCUCCGCAGCUCCAUGAGGAACGUGUCCCAGGCCGUCAAGUCGCUCCCUGACAGCCUGGCCGAGGGGAUGAACAAGGUCUCCGACAACAUGGGCCGCAUGUCAGAGAGGCUGGGGCAGGACUUCAAGCAGUCCGUAUUCAAGGUGCCUCCGAUGCUGCCCAAGUCCAACAUCGACCCGGAACACUGCCGAGUCUCCGCCCAGCUGGAUGAUAACGUGGAUGACAACAUCCCCCUGCGUGUAAUGCUCCUGCUGAUGGACGAGGUGUUCGACCUGAAGGAGAGGAACCAGUGGUUACGCAGAAACAUCAAGAACCUUCUGCAGCAACUCAUCAGAGCCACCUACGGAGACACCAUCAACAGGAAGAUCGUGGAUCAUGUGGACUACAUGACUUCUCCAGAGCAGGUGGCAGACUACGUCAAGAAGUUCAGGGAUUCAUACUGGCCCAAUGGUAUUCUGGCUGAGACUCUACCUCGCCGGGACAAGAGCAUCCGCAUGAGGACACGAGUUGCUGCCAAGACCAACCUCCUGGGGAUCAUGCCAGACGAGCUAAAGCACAUCAUCGGAGCAGACACCACCCGCAAGGGCAUCCUCCGCGUCUUCGACAUGUUCCAGCACCAGCCCAUGAACCGCCGCCUGGUCUACGUGUUCCUCGAGGGCUUCCUAGAGACCAUGUUCCCCCAGUACAAGUUCCCCGAGCUGUUCGUCAAGCUGCACUCCCGCUCGCCGCGCACACACAGAUACUCGCAGAAACAAAAAGCCUGCUUCAAGAGGUGACAGUAGGGAAGGGAACGAGCGCACGCACGCACUCGGUUUGUGGCUGAGGUGAGGCGUGUGUAGGUUAUACGUGACGAUUAGGUGAAGAGUGUUUGUGUGAGGGAACAUUAUUAGUCUGUGUCCUUCCUACGAACGAGUUAUCACUGCUCCCUUCCUUGCCGGACUAGCCUAGGUAACGAGAUCUCCGCCAAGAGUUCCUCACACUGAGUCAUCUCUCACAAACACAGGAACUUAACCCCCCACCACCACCACCUCCUCUCCCAUUCGUGCCACCAAGAGACUAAAUGUAGCGGGCGAUUAUGGGAGGAGGUUAUGUUUAUUUCAAUCUUUUUUUUUUUUUACCCCUUUUUUCUUUUAAGUUUCUGUUUGAAGAUUAUUGUUUUUAUUUGAUCUGUGUGGUCAGCCCAGAGCGGACCACAGACAUCUCAUGUAUGCUUUUAACCUGCAGGAGUAGAGAUAGUGUGGGGGUAUGGAACAUGCUACCCCCCCCCCCCCCCCUUCACGCCUUACCCCCUUAUGCCCCGCCUCACCCGCCCCUCUCUGCUUCUGUCUCCUGAGUAGCUAAGGCUGAGGGCCGUCUGGCCAGUUUUUUUUUUAUUGCACCUAAAUUCAACGUCUUCAAACCAGCCCGAGGCACAGGCAUCGUCUUUAAUCACCAUUUUCUAAAAUGUCACCAGUGUAUGAACACAAAGCGUCAUGGUAUACGUAUUGAUAUUAGCAAAUUUGUCUGUAGCGGUAGGUCAAUUCAACUCGAGAUGGCAGAUACGGGGGCUGUUGAGAUUAUUUAUUCAGAAGAUUUUUUUCUGACGCAAGGCCUUCAACAUGAUGUUCCAAGAAGGGUUCUGACUUUGGUUUUCGCUGUUCUUGAUUUUUUGUGUGUGUGUGUGGUUGUUAUUUUAUUUGUCUGAGAAGUGACAUCACCUAUGCUUAACCUAACCCUUCUAGGAUAGGCUAAGGCACACCCGUUUUUAACGCUACUGUCGUAACCCUGACAACCAAAGCUCCAGCUGUUCUCUGUAUACGUUUGUAUGUAUGAUGUGGGGACACUGACAGCAUAACUGUGGUUCGUAUUGAUUAUCAUGUGAGGGGGAAAAAAACGACACUCAAGAACAUGAGACUACAGAGCAGGAUGAACUGUGUUACUCUUGGUCCCUGUCGAGGGGAGAUCUCUGGCUGUCCAAGCAUACAGAGAUAUGCUGCAAAGAAUGUACUGGUGACUGGUCUAUAGUGUAUUCCUUUGUUCUGAAUGAGAAGGUGUGAGUGUGUGUGUGUGUGUGUGUGUGUGUGUGUGUGUGUGUGUGUGUGUGUGUGUGUGUGUGUGUGUGUGUGUGUGUGUGUGUGUGUGUGUGUGUGUGUGUGUGUGUGUGUGUGUGUGUGUGUGUGUGUGUGUGUGUGUGUGUGUGUGUGGAUGUACAUGCGAGUGUGUGUUAGCACUAAGAUGCAAUCCUCCUCAGUCAGAAACUGUGCCAGUGUAAGUUAGUGAACCAGCCUUAAUAUUACAGACCAAGAGAUGCGUGCUAGAAGUAGCUCUUCUUACACAUGACUACGUCACAGAAAGGAAAACAGAAAUGGAGAUAUAUCCCUAGUUAAUCACUUUUAAUUUUGUGCAAUAUUUUUCUUUAAUGCAUGUAUAUUCAAAUAAUUGUAUAUUGAAAAAAACAAAAGACACGUCAAUACUGUUUGGAGAAACAACACAAAAGUCGACAGAAUUUUCCCUUAAAAAAAAAAAAAGGAAAAAAAAUCAGAUGAUCCCAACAACUUACAUUCCGUUGAUGUAAAGUACAGUGUUUUUUACAGACUUGUUUUAUAAGUCUUAUUCUUCUUCUCUCACUCCUGGUGAAUCUGCGCUCUCCCUGUCGACUCGGUAGUAGCAAGAGAGUUCCGAGCAGCGGGGAGACUGAAGACCUGAGAGGCAGUUGAUCUAAAGUUAACUGUCACUCCUUGAACAAGCUGGAAUGCUUGUUGGUUCAGUGACAGCAAAUGGGGCUCAUGCAUACAAACCUGUUCCCUUGUCCGAUUCUCUGUUUCUGAUGUAUGAACCAAUGCCAGGAUGGAGAGAAGCAUCUCCUGACCAAUAGCAUCACAGGAAAUCUGUCCUGUGACCAAUAGAAUCACUGCUGAAGAGCACUUACCGGAGAGAGACUGUGGGAGAGCCAUCCUAUUGGCUGAACAGAGCUCCAUUCUGCUGCUGCCAUUGGAUGGAACUGUCCCUUGUCUGCUGUGAUUGGCUUGCACUGAGCAGGACUGGGGGAUUCUGAUUGGCUAAAUGAGGACAUGAACUCUGACCUCGAUGCUAAAAAGGGAGGAGGAUGUUUGUCACUGUACUGGAAGAGGUGACAAAAGGUGACUAUGCCUUUUAGGCAUCGCCUCAUUGCUCCAUGUAGGAUGGCUUGUCAGGUUUAUUUUUAAUUUUAUCCCCAGUACAUAUGAAUCUAUGAAAAUUGUGCAUAUCGAUGUACAGUGUGUAUCAAUAGUGUGCCUAAAUGUACUGUCAACUCUAUUUUCAUAUUUUUCUUUAACAAAACAACAACAAAAAGAAUCAGAAUGUCACAGUCAUUUUAUGCGACUUAAAAGGACUUUUAGGGUGUUUUUGCAUCAUGCUUAUCAACUCUUCCUUUGGAGCAGCUACGCUCAGAACAGUAUAACACUAAUAAUAAAACAGUAACUCAGACUAACUGACCA